AUGUUGUUGCUUCCAGUGGUGUCCCAGCAGUUCCACCUGCAGCCGCAGCAGUUAACAGUGCUGCAAGGCUCCGAAGUGAGAUUCAACGCCACGGUGGAGGGAGCCUGGCAGCUCAUGACCUGGACCGUCGGAGGCCUUCUGGUCCUCACUGUCUCUUCCAACAAUACCGUGACCGCACCCACAGGCCAGUUUACUGCCAGAUACUGCUCCGCUGGUGACCCCAGCUGCGUGGAGUUCACCAUCCACAACGCCACCCGCAGGCAGUCCGGCUCGGUCAUCUGCGCUGUGCUGGGGCCUUACGGAUCAAGGACGGCACAGCUUAGUGUACAAGAGAGUGGUACCGUCAGCAUCUUGGGAGGCAACGUGACAGUGGUGCAGGGCCAGCAGGUGGAGUUCCAGUGUGUAACGUUUGCUUGGUGCCCCGAUUCUACUCUCACCUGGACCCUCAAUGGUGAAGCUGUAAACAGCAGCCUGUACAACACCACCAGCAGAGGUGAUGGGGAUUGCUCAAACUCCACCAGUGUCCUGAAUGUCCACGCAGUCAGCACCACCAGGGUGGAGUGUUUGGCGACUAUGUCGACACUAACGAGCCCUGAAUCCAGCUCUGUCUUCUUGGUGGUUGUUCCCAAGCCUCCUGACUGGACUGUGCUGAUAUCUGUGGUCGUGUCCUUCGGAGGUGCUGCUCUGCUGGUUUUGCUCAUCACUGGAAUCGUCUUCUGCUACAAACGCCGGAAAGAAAAAAAACCCAGCUACCAAAAUGAGAUGAGCCGGAGAGUGAGGACGCAGAGCGAGAUAAGUGGUGUCAAUGCAGCCGGAAAAAAGGAGGGUCAAGAGAACGCAGGAUAUGUGCCGGACGGUAAAACAAGUGCCGCUCCCAGUGAAGUCACUGACAGUGGCUUUUUCCAGGCAAACGGCUCCCAUAUUUUUCAGAUGCCUGAUUUUGUGAACAGUAGCCAGGCAGAAAAUACCUCCACGAGUCCCUUCAACACAGUGGAUGACCUGGGCUUCAGGAAACACAGACAUGUCACCAUUGUAUAA
Molecule: messenger RNA, 1038 nt
Organism: Chelmon rostratus (copperband butterflyfish)
Lineage: Eukaryota; Metazoa; Chordata; Actinopteri; Chaetodontiformes; Chaetodontidae
Gene: igsf5a
Product: immunoglobulin superfamily, member 5a
Exons: 8
Coding region: 1-1038 (345 amino acids)
Biological process (GO): cell-cell adhesion
Source: RefSeq, a predicted model, not a curated record